AUGCAACUUGUCGGAAGGAGGAUAGAAAAAGACGGAAGCGGUUAUGUGACUCUGGUCCCGCAAGAUGACGAAGAUAUGUGGCACAUCUAUAACCUAAUUCAAGAAGGAGAUGAUGUUCGUGCUGCGGCAGUCAGACGAGUUCAAUCUGUGACGAACACCGGUUCAACCUCUUCAGAACGAGUCCACCUUCACCUUACACUACGAGUAACGAAAGUCGAAUUUUCAUCCUCUAGCUCAUCGGCGGCGGGAGCCGAUGCGGCACAACCCUCCAACGGACCAGCCAUCCCCACAGCGACCUUAUCUAUCUCUGGCCGCGUCUCCGAAGAGAACAGGCACGUCAAGAUGGGCGCAUUCCACACACUCGACCUUGAGGCUCACAGAAACGUAAAGAUUAUAAAAGAGCACUGGGAUAGUAUUGCUUUGCAGCGAGUGGAAGAAGCUAUCGUGCCGGGGAGAGGUGCGGAAGUCGGAGCGAUUGUCUGUGGCGAAGGGACUGCGGCAAUAUGUCUACUCUCGGAACACAUGACGGUCAUCCGGCAACGUAUAGAAGUACCAGUCCCUCGAAAACGAAUGGGUUCGUCUACCCUGCAUGAAAAAGGCCUAGCCAAGUUUUACGAAGCACUCUAUGCGGGAUUCCUUCGCCAUAUUCCAGUCGAGUCGCUCCGCGUUAUCGUCAUCGCCAGUCCGGGAUUCACAAAAGACUCCGUGUAUGACUACAUUUUUCAGGAAGCUACGCGUACUUCCAACAAGACGAUCCUCCAAUCCCGGCACAAAUUUGUCCGAAUUCAUGUUACGAGCCCGCAUGUGCACAGCUUGGUCGAUGUACUCAAGAGCCCUGAGAUUAACGUACAACUAAAAGAAACAAAAUUUGCACGAGAAGGGAUCAUGUUGGACAAAUUCUUCAAGAUGCUAGGGAGCGAUGAGGCGCGCGCGUGGUAUGGCCCGGACCACGUAGCAUUGGCCGCAGACCGAGGAGCGAUCGGCACAUUGCUCAUUUCAGAUGAACUCUUUAGGUCAGGCGAUGUGAAUGAGCGCAAAAAAUAUGUAGCGCUUGUCGAGUCGGUUCGCGAAAAACGUGGUGAAGUGCUCAUCUUCUCGAGCAUGCACGAAACCGGACAACAACUGAACCAAUUAACGGGAGUUGCAGCAAUCCUGAAUUUCCCACUUGAUGUUGAGAUGGUUGAAGCCGAAGAGCAAGCUGCUAAAGACGAGGAAGAAGCUCGGGCGCGCGAAGAGGCUGAAGGUGUCGGCCAGGGAUAA
Messenger RNA from Rhizoctonia solani, 1260 nucleotides. Its product is annotated as mRNA surveillance protein pelota protein. The transcript is spliced from 10 exons. The coding region runs from base 1 to 1260 and encodes 419 amino acids. NCBI's taxonomy places the organism in Eukaryota, Fungi, Basidiomycota, Agaricomycetes, Cantharellales, Ceratobasidiaceae. Gene Ontology annotation, biological process: nonfunctional rRNA decay; RNA surveillance; nuclear-transcribed mRNA catabolic process, non-stop decay. The record is from RefSeq and is a predicted model, not a curated record. Gene Ontology annotation, cellular component: cytoplasm.